AUGAAGACUAAUCUACCACGUGACGUGGUUCCCUUUGCUGAUGUUGCUGUGGAAAGUUUUUCACCUGUUACGAAUAGUCCCAAAUCCGACGAGCCUGUCACAACUGUCGAGCCCGCCUUUAAGACGACUCGCGGCCGCUUUCGAACCAACAACAAUUCCCACACCAAUGAUCUCAAGUCUGCCUCUGGGCAUGCCUGGAUCACCGCUGCCUACUUUCUUGCAAACGCUAUCGCAGGCCCAAUAUGGUCAAAGCUGUCCGCCAUCUGGGGCCGCAAAGUCAUUCUGUUUACUGCUGUCGCAUUAUACUUCUGCUUUUCCAUCGUCUGCGCGCUCUCGCAGAGUAUGCAGAUGCUUAUCAUUGGCCGCUCGCUCCAAGGAGCUGCUGGGGGAGCUCUACUUCAGGUUGUCUAUGCAACAAUAUCUGACAUCUUUAGUAUGCGGGUUAGAACAUUCUACUUGAGUCUAUUGCAGAUUAUGUGGGCGAUCGCCGGUGGUAUUGGCCCUGUUGUAGGAGGUUUCUUUGCAGAGUUGUGGAUUGGGCUGAAUUUCGGAGGCGAUCUGGACCCGUGGGGCUCCCCUCUGGUCAUCUGUCUUCUGGUUGCUAGCGUUUUUAUCGCUCCCGUUUUUGUCAUGUGCGAAAAAAAGGCUAGAUCUCCUCUGGUGCCACUGGAUAUAUUUGGGACGGUGUCUAAUGUUAUGGCUUUUGUCAUUGGGUUUGCGCAUGAUUGGGCAGUGUUCUCCACUGAGUUUUACCUCCCACUAUACUUCCAAGCCGUCAAAAACGCAUCGCCACGUGAAUCAGGACUUCGCAUUAUACCAAUCACUUGCACACAAGCAGUUGUUGGGAUGGGUGCGGGUCUCAUUGUCCAUAAAUCAGGUCGAUAUCUGGAACUCAUCUGGAUCGGCGUUGCGCUCCUGGCGCUUGGGAAUGGACUACAUAUCAACCUAAACGUUGCGUCCACAUUGAGCGCCAUAGUUGCAUUUCAGCUCGUAGCUGCUACAGGGGCAGGCCUGCUCUUCCAACCUCCUCUCGUCGCACUCCAAGCGCUCGUACCUCCGCAUAUGACCGCAUCUACAACGAGUGCGCUUGGUCUGAUCGGGAAUCUUUCGACGAGUAUGGCAAUAGUCAUGGGCCACGUCAUUUUUUCCCACGGAAUGGAUGCGCAGAGAAAUAACCUACUUGAUCAUGGAUUGUUCGAGAAUUUGGCAGACAGUUUCUCCGGCUCAUCCGCAGCCGCCAGUGUCGGACUCAUCAGUACAAUACCGGAUCCUGAGCUACAGGUCAUAGUACAAGGAGCAUUUGCAGACUCCCUAAGAGGCGCAGGUAUUGAGCAAGAUUUUUACAGAGCAUCGGACGGGCCUAGAGAACUUGUAAAUAUUGUUGGUGGAUGA
Molecule: messenger RNA, 1392 nt
Organism: Sclerotinia borealis F-4128
Lineage: Eukaryota; Fungi; Ascomycota; Leotiomycetes; Helotiales; Sclerotiniaceae
Source: the annotation of a GenBank genome assembly